This is a messenger RNA of Mastomys coucha (southern multimammate mouse), 940 nucleotides long. It is a transcript of the gene Bud31, whose product is annotated as BUD31 homolog. Lineage: Eukaryota; Metazoa; Chordata; Mammalia; Rodentia; Muridae. The record is from RefSeq and is a predicted model, not a curated record. Gene Ontology annotation, cellular component: nucleus; spliceosomal complex. Bases 315 to 749 code for a protein of 144 amino acids. Gene Ontology annotation, biological process: mRNA splicing, via spliceosome. The transcript is spliced from 6 exons.
AGGGCCGUACGGUUUCCGGAAUUCUACAAAGGCAGCGCCACGGACAACUAAGAUGACGCAAUCUCCGGGCGAGGUGGGCGGGGCCCCGCGAGGGCCUUAUUCUGAAGAGUUUCUCACCGGAGCGGAAGCCGUCGAUAAAGAAGCGGCGGCCUUAGGUGCUUGAGUUUCCGAUGAGACGGAAGACUGAAGAGGAAAAGGAAUCUCCCCCAGAGUUACAGAAUAACUGGUAAAUCUGGACAAGAAUACAGACUUGUAACUGCGAAGACCAAGGGUUUUUAUAUUGCUCAGAUCUUUACAAGCUAUCUUGCUGGGAAAUGCCCAAAGUCAAAAGAAGCCGGAAAGCACCUCCAGAUGGUUGGGAGUUGAUCGAACCAACGUUGGAUGAACUAGAUCAAAAGAUGAGAGAAGCUGAAACUGAACCCCAUGAGGGAAAGAGGAAAGUGGAAUCUCUAUGGCCCAUCUUCAGGAUCCAUCACCAGAAAACCCGCUAUAUCUUUGACCUCUUCUACAAGAGGAAAGCCAUAAGCAGAGAACUCUAUGAAUACUGCAUCAAAGAGGGCUAUGCAGACAAAAACCUCAUUGCAAAGUGGAAGAAGCAGGGCUAUGAGAACCUAUGCUGCCUACGCUGCAUUCAGACUCGGGACACCAACUUUGGCACCAACUGCAUUUGCCGGGUUCCCAAAAGCAAGCUGGAAGUGGGUCGCAUCAUCGAGUGCACACACUGUGGCUGCCGCGGUUGCUCUGGCUGACACUCUUGACUCCUUUGCAUCCUGGACUUUGGACCUUGGGCUCAUGCUUACUGGCCCACUGCCUCCUGAAGUAACUCUUCUCAGAGUGGUGCUCAGAGAAAAGACCCAGGGGAAGCAUGAGCUCGUCUACAGGUGACGGCUUUAGUGUCACCAGCUGAGAUCUGUAAAAAUAAAGCCUUUAGACCUCUUGA